AUGUGGACUCCAAGGCGGUGUCUUCAAGAAGAUCACGGCACGAGAGCGCCGCCACCGCCCGAUCCGAGGAUCUUGGGCUUUCACCCGGAGCAUGUAGAAGGACAGGGAGAAGCCUCAACAACGCCUUCAAGAAGGGAACGGCGUCCGCGGACGUCGCCGUCGUGGCCCGGGUGGGCAAGGGUUUCCCCUCGGCGAACUCUCCCCGCCUUCUAUCCAGCACACCGACCGCCGGAGCGGUCGAUCCACUUCCACCGCACGCAGCUCGCCGGCCACCACGUCGCCCCCGCGACCAUGGUUUCCGGCCAGCUCCAGAGCCACUGGCACGCCCGCCAACCAAAAUGGCUCCCACCGACCAGGGCCGCCGCCCCGGAACCUAACUCUGAGCACGGCAAGCUGCUACGCACAGAAGACACCAUCGUGAGGGCCGCAGACGCCGACCAAGGACUCCGGGCCGCCGUAGCACCGCCGCCGACCCACUGGAAAGAGCACCCCCUGCCAGAUCGACCACCAAACCGCCCCCGAGGCGGCCGGAGCACGCAGAUCUGGGCAGAGAUGGAUGGGCUCGAAGGGCCCGGGCCCCUGCCCGGCCCGAAUCGAGGCGGCCAGACCCGAUCUGGAUCCGCACAGCCCACAGCAUGCAGGUCUCCUCCAUGGUCGGCCGGACGAGCGCCGUUGCCCACCACGCCUUGCCGAGCUGGACCUCCACCCGACGUCGCCGCGCAUCACCAGGCCACCGCGCGCAGAGCUCGCGCCACCCGCCGCCGACCACUCCGGGGAGCAACCGCCGCGAGCACGCACGAGGCCACGCAGCCACCACGCCACGUACCAAAUCUUGACUGGGCAGGGCGUCCCAAAACGAAGAAGAGGGCUAUAUUUUGGGACGCGCAACCCGUCCCUGUGAAAAACCACCGUCCGACCGCCGUCGUCUCCUCUGGCCACGUCGUCGCCGUCCUCUUCUCCGACUGCCGGAGUUCGGCCCGCCGACCCCGUCUCCGUGGAUCUCCUCUCCGGCCACGCCGACUCCCGUCCGGCUGCGCCGCUUCUGUCCGCUGCGCCGCUGCGCCGCCGUGCCGCCUGGGCCACCCCCGUCCUGCCGCGCCGCCCCUGUCUGGCCGCGACGCCCGCGCCGUCCCCGUCCCGGUACGGCUUCGUUUCUGCGCGCUGCGUUCUCGGUUCUGA
Lolium perenne is the source of this 1179-nucleotide messenger RNA. NCBI's taxonomy places the organism in Eukaryota, Viridiplantae, Streptophyta, Magnoliopsida, Poales, Poaceae. The record is from RefSeq and is a predicted model, not a curated record.